AUUAGAGAGAGAGAGAGAGAGAGAGAGACAGACAGAGAGGUCGUGCCGUUGUCCACAAAUGGAGCCGGAUUCUGCAGAAGAUAACACCGAUCAAUGGUUUGCAGGCACAUUUCCUUGCACAUUUAUUUUUUUCGGUGACUGUUAGGUGCCUUGGAUGUGUGAUGUGAAGAGCAGAAAUGGCAGAGGGUGGAAAAAAUGGGGAAGGAGGAGGAGGUGGCACACAUCUCCAGGAGCCACCCACCCACUCCCCUGUCAGUGCCAGCACCCUUGGGACCAAGCGACAUGUCCCACGGGGGAUCGUGAUCCAGCUGACCGGAACAGAGGGAGAGUGGGACAGCCUGGACGACAGUGAGCUCAUCUUUUCCCUUGAUCACGAUGAGGACUACCCCUCCAUAUCUCUGUCAAAGGAGAGGCAGUUUUCAGUGGAGGAUGAGGGAGCGCUGCACACCCAGGCCUUCCAUGUCCCUCUUAGUCCCUCAUCCCCUGGCUCUCUGGGGAACUGCUCCACCACAAGCCCCAGCUUCCUGUCCCCCGGCCCUUCUUCUUCACCCUCCCACCGACCCCUCGCCAGCCUGGUCAAGUCUCUCUCCUCGGAGCUGGAACUGAAGGAAAGCUCUACUCUCAGGCCGAAGCCACUUCUGAACCUUGUGAAGUCGAUCUCCACAGAAAUCUCCCGCUCAGAGCCUGAGGUGUCACAGUCUAAAUCAGACUCCCGCCUCAACCUCCACCUGUGGAAGCAGCUGACGCAGGCUAAAACCCGCAGCAAUGGGGACUCUCGCACCGCGCCCCCGUCUCCAAGUUCACUCUCGCCGAGCGCAGAGGGUCUGAAAGGUGGCUUCUUUAAAAUGGAGCUCGAGGACACCAAGAGGAAACUCUCUGAAGCUGUGCAUGAACCAUUUAGCAGCAUGUUCAGUAAAAUCAUGAGAGAGGAGAGCACAGGUAGCCCCAAACACCAGUGGAAGAACCAGGGGGGGCACCAGUCGGGACAUCAGGGGGGACACCAGGUCAGUUCCAGAGGCUUGGGUCAGGAAGGGAGCCCAGAUAUGGGGGGGCUGGAGUCUCCUGGGAGGAAUAUUCGGAGAACGGAUGCUGAGGUUUUGCCGGUGUUUGACUGGCCCUCUAUUAGACAUCCAGGAAGACACCACCGCAGCGUCUGCCCUGUGCAUCAUUACCCACAAUACCACAGGGAUGAGGAGCUGGAAAUAUUUACCGACGGUGAUGUGAUGCAAAUAUUAACCACUGAGAGGAAAAUCCAGCCUGCUGGGCCACAGCUCCCUGCAGAGCUCCCAGUUAGGAUCUCACCCCUUCCACGCAUGACCUUAUUCUGUGUGGCAGUGCUGUCUUAUGGCUACUUCAUCCUACCUCUCAGUCCGUAUUUUUCUGGCCUGGCUCUGGGGUUGGCACUGGGCUUCUUACUUGGACUGUUGCUCAUUAGGAUGGGCUCCUCCAGGUCUCCAGACCCUCGAAACAGAAAAACACAGAGACUGCUGGGAGAAGGAAUUCUGACAGGGGGUACUGCCUGUGCUGACUCUGACACCCUCAAGGGCUGGAUGAAUGAAAUACAUGAUUACGACCCAGAGACCUACCAUCCGGCUUUGACUCACUCUGUGUUUGCCACUCUGGAGGGUUCUUGUCUCCGCUUGGACACCCCACGGAACAAUAUCAGCCGCCGGGCCACAUAUGGCGAACGAGUCCACGAGACCAGCUUUGUGAAGACUCGGCAUUUUCAGCUGACAAAGAGCAAAGUAUUCCUACUGCCAUCUGUGUUGGCCCAGAAAAGGGUGUGGAACCCAAAGUAUCCCAUCUGUAUCCAACUAGCCAGAAGAGUGAACUCAUCAGAGGAGGAGGAGGAGAAAGAGAUGGAUGAGGAGGAGAAGGAGGAGGAGGGUCACAUAGAGAAACCCGAAGUGGAGCUAUCGGGUUUCUCUAAAGUCAGCCGUGACCAUCCAUUAAGCACCACUCUUUACCUCUUCGGCCGCACAGGGAGAGAGAAAGAGGAGUGGUUUCGUCAUUUCCUGUUUGCGUCGGUGGAUGCACAGAGGGAGAAGGAAAGGGACAAACAGAGGCCUGGCAGAUGUGUGUCCAGAUCGGGAGACCCAUCACAGCUUCAGAAUCUCAUCACCCAGUGCAAUGUCCCCAGCAGUAGAGGCUCCAGCAGAGUGGGCAGCAGUGACGACGACGUCCCUUCCACACCUCCAGCUCCUUUAAUGGCCUCAGUCAAUGUGAGUCAGGCGUACAGUACUGCCAGGGGUCUUUCAGUGCAAGACUACACCCACUACAUGGCACGUCUUCUGACCAUGGAGGAGCUAACCCCCCUGUCCAUCCCUGGAGCGAGCAGCGCAGAGGCCAGUCCCACCAUCAAAGUAAAUUGUACUUGUGAUCCAGCAGAGCAGCCUGGGAAGGGCCAAGCUGCGUGGGCUAAUGCUCUAAUUGGACGAAUCUUCUGGGACUUCCUCCGAGAGAAGCACUGGGCGGACAUGGUCUCCCACAAGAUCCAGAAGAAGCUCAGCAAAAUCAGACUGCCUUACUUUAUGAAUGAACUGACUGUGACUGAGAUGGAUAUGGGAUGUUCGAUGCCACUUAUCACAGGUACUUCCAGACCAGAGAUCAACCCCAGAGGGCUGUGGUUGGAGCUGCAAAUGGUCUACACUGGUGCACUACAGAUGACCCUGCAGACCAAGUUUAACCUGUCCAAGCUGGGCAAGGAGGGGGGCCAGGACACUGACUGCACCACUGACACCAGCAGCUCACGCUGUAGGCCAGUCCUCAGUGUGUUGGCAGACAGCGAUGAAGAGUCCUCCAGCGCGGGAUCAUCUGAUGAAGAAGAGUUUCUCCCCUCUGAGCCUCAGGGGCCGGUGGGGGACAAGGGCUCUGUGUCUGUAAACGAAGGGACAGUAGGGGGUGGAAAAACUGGAAGAAAAAUUUUAAAGUUUGUGGACAAAAUCGCUAAAUCCAAGUAUUUCCAGAAGGCGACAGAGAAUGAGUUUAUCAAGAAGAAGUUUGAGGAGAUGUCCAACACUCCACUGCUGCUCACUGUCGAGGUCCAGGAGCUGUCAGGGACUCUGGUCAUCAACAUCCCACCGCCUCCUACAGACAGGAUAUGGUACAGCUUCUGUUCACCACCCAAGUUAGAUCUGCAUGUCCGUCCUAAACUCGGGGAGAGGGAGGUGACCUUCUGCCAUGUGACUGAGUGGAUUGAAAAGAAACUGCAGGAUGAGUUUCAGAAAGUGUUUGUCUUACCAAACAUGGAUGAUAUCUACUUACCCCUGAUGCAUUCUGGGUUGGAAAGCCCUCAAGCAUCCCAUCGUCAGUCCCAAAGUUCCUCCAAAGAGUCCAUAGAGAGGAUCCCACCUGAGAUCUCUGGGGAAGAUUCUGACUAGUGCCUCGCUGUUGAUGAUCAGCACCGGUAUAAAAACAAAAAGCUGAUCCUGGAAAGUAGAUGUAAUUUGCCAAGACAGACUUCAGAACGUGCAGACUUACUCUUGUUGGGUUUAUGUUUUAGCUGGGAGUUUGCAAAGAUCUGAAAUUCUGCGCUGUAGUCUUUCAGAUGGUGGAGCACGCAUUUGCAGUUUGUUUUACCAUCUAAAAGAAAUUAAGUUAUGAGUCAGAUGUAGCAGAACAAUUUACAUAAUGACAACCAACUACAAGUGUUAAACUUUUACAUAUGUUUACAUGUCAAUGAUCCCUAUGAGAUUAUCAACAGUAUUUAUUUGCUGCUUUAAUGUUUACAGCUUGAUGUCUAUAAAAUGAUGGAUAUUAAUAAAUAAAAGCAAGAAAAGCAC
Molecule: messenger RNA, 3782 nt
Organism: Sphaeramia orbicularis (orbiculate cardinalfish)
Lineage: Eukaryota; Metazoa; Chordata; Actinopteri; Kurtiformes; Apogonidae
Gene: tex2l
Product: testis expressed 2, like
Exons: 12
Coding region: 177-3380 (1067 amino acids)
Cellular component (GO): endoplasmic reticulum
Molecular function (GO): lipid binding
Source: RefSeq, a predicted model, not a curated record